AUGGACAGUGGCUUCGAGUGCCCUGCGUGGAUUACUGUCUGGAUCAGUGUUUGUGUUUGCUACCACAGUGGUGAAACAGCUACUGAAGGAAGCUGCCGACAGCGCCUGGAUGUUAACAGCUUGUAUCGGAAGACGCUCUGGACUAGAUUAAAAAAUCAGGACCAGCUUGCAAAGGCAGCUUUGAAGAUAAGCAGACCAGACCUGACAAGGUGGAAAUACCUGGACAGAAACUCAUCCCCAUGGCCGGACCAGGAUGAUGAGUGUGCGCCCGGGAAUACUGCUGUCUGGGAGCUUGGCCAGCCCUGUGCUGGAGCCAGCUUCCGACACAAGGGUAAAAAACAGCUGCUCAACUUCCUCAAGCUCUUCGCCAUGUACGCGGCCGCCCUGGUGCUGGUGGUCAUCAGCCUGGACCGCCACGCGGCCGUCCUCCGGCCCUUCGCCUUCGCCGGUGCCCGCCGGCGCAACAAGCUCCUGCUCUACGCUGCCUGGGCCGCGAGCGUCCUGCUGGCUUCGCCCCAGCUUUUCCUUUUCCAUCUGCACACCAUCCCAGGAGUGAAUUUCACCCAGUGUGUUACUCACGGCAGUUUCCAAGAGCACUGGGAAGAAACUGUCUACAACAUGUUCACCUUCACCACCCUCUACAUCACCCCGCUGAGCGUCAUGAUUAUUUGCUACAUCCGAAUCAUAUGGGAAAUCAGUAAGCAGCUGAAGAUCAACAAAGGUCUGAUAAGAAGCAAAAACGACCACAUCUCCAAGGCACGCAUGAAGACACUCAAGAUGACCAUAGUGAUUGUUGCUACCUUCAUCAUCUGCUGGACCCCGUAUUACCUCUUGGGCUUGUGGUAUUGGUUCCAGCCAGACAUGAUCCAAAGGAUGCCUGACUAUAUCAACCACAGCUUCUUCCUCUUUGGCUUGCUGCACACAUGCACCGACCCUGUCAUUUAUGGACUGUACACCCCCUCCUUUCGGGAGGACAUGCAGCUGUGUCUCAGAGGCAUUGAAACAGCGAUUACCAGGCAAGAGAGACCCAAACCUGUCUCAGGCUCAGAGAAGAACAACAAAGAUGAUGCUGUAAACGGUGGGGUGGCGUCAGGGGGUUCCAACGGGACGACUGUGCACACGGUGUGCUGAAGAGACGUACCUCAAAGGAAACCAGAGACCCAGCUUCAGGGGCUGCUUCAUCCCAAAGCCUCAUUUUGGAGACUGUCACAAGAAGUCACAAGGAGAUUUUUCCACCUGACUAUGAGUCUCUUGACAAAAACUGUAACAGGGAACAUUUCUGUGACCUGGACUCAGGGUGAAAAAUUUUGAUUUUGGGGGUAAUUACGGUUAUUCUUCCACAUUCUGGGAGCCCUGUAACAACUAGGAAACUGGCCUUUUCAUCACCUAUGCGUGCUGUUCCAGGCCAGAUGUCCCCUAGCACUGACUCUGGGAUCGAGCACCUGCCAUGCUUCCAGAAUCAACCCAUGGGAGAAGACACACUGGCUUCUCAGCCGUAUGGAGCACGGGCCAGGUUUCCCGGGGUGUUCGGUCUGCAGGUGACCCUUGGGCCUGUUCCCAAGUGCACAGUUGUGCAGAUGCAUAGCGCUCUGUGGAAGUGGACCCUGAGACAUUGCAAAAAUGGUAACUGCAGGCUUUGAUUCCAUUUUCCCCACCCGUUGUAGUAAAGUUUCUCUCGAAAUUUCUGCUCUUCUGGCUCCGUGCCCAUCUGGUUCUCCCACAGCCUUCUGUGAAGCUCCAAGAACAUUUUAAACCUUGGGGAGUGACUAAUGCAGGGUGCUUGUUUUGUACUUUUGGAAACCUGCUCAGCAGAAAUAAAUUGUC
This is a messenger RNA of Struthio camelus australis, 1824 nucleotides long. RefSeq names its product gonadotropin-releasing hormone II receptor-like. Gene Ontology annotation, cellular component: plasma membrane. Lineage: Eukaryota; Metazoa; Chordata; Aves; Struthioniformes; Struthionidae. Gene Ontology annotation, biological process: cellular response to hormone stimulus; G protein-coupled receptor signaling pathway. The record is from RefSeq and is a predicted model, not a curated record. Gene Ontology annotation, molecular function: protein-hormone receptor activity; G protein-coupled receptor activity; peptide binding.